GACUAAGCGGGCUGGCGGCGGCGUUUCCUGGUGACAGAGCCCGGGCGCCGAGGGUAUGCGCCCCCAGGAGGUGCUGGGCCGGGCCGCCCGACUGGCCUCCUCCGGUCUGCUCCUGCAGGUGUUAUUUCGAUUGAUCACCUUUGUCUUGAAUGCAUUUAUUCUCCGCUUCCUGUCAAAGGAAAUUGUUGGUAUAGUGAAUGUAAGGCUAACACUGCUUUACUCAACCACCAUCUUCCUGGCCAGAGAGGCCUUCCGCAGAGCAUGUCUGACUGGGGGAGCCCAGCGGGACUGGAGCCAGACCUUCAACCUCCUGUGGCUAACAGUCCCCCUGGGUGUGUUUUGGUCCUUGUUCCUGGGCUGGGUCUGGUUACAGUUACUUGAAGUGCCUGAUCCUAGUGUCGUCCCCCACUAUGGAACUGGAGUGGUGGUGUUUGCUCUCUCGGCCGUGGUGGAACUUUUGGGAGAGCCCUUCUGGGUUUUGGCACAAGCACAUAUGUUUGUCAAGCUCAAGGUGAUUGCUGAGAGCCUGUCGGUAAUCCUCAAGAGUGUCCUGACAGCUCUUCUUGUGCUGUGGUUGCCUCACUGGGGGCUGUACAUUUUCUCUUUGGCCCAGCUUUUCUAUACUACAAUUCUGGUGCUUUGCUAUGUUAUUUAUUUCACAAAGUUGCUGGGCUCCCCAGAAUCACCCAAGCAACAAACUCUUCCUGUCUCCAGAAUGACAGAUCUGUUACCCAAUGUUGUGAGAAAUAAGGCUUUUGUAAAUUGGAAAGAGGCUAAAUUGACUUGGAGUUUUUUCAAACAGUCUUUCUUGAAACAGAUUUUGACUGAAGGCGAGCGAUAUGUGAUGACAUUCUUGAAUGUGUUAAAUUUUGGCGAUCAGGGUAUAUAUGAUAUAGUGAAUAAUCUUGGCUCCCUUGUGGCCAGAUUAAUUUUCCAGCCGAUAGAGGAGAGUUUUUAUAUCUUCUUUGCUAAGGUGCUGGAGAGAGGAAAGGAUGCCACACUUCAGAAGCAGGAGGAUGUUGCUGUGGCUGCCGUGGUUUUGGAGUCCCUCCUCAAGCUGGCCCUGCUGGCUGGCCUGACCAUCACUGUUUUUGGCUUUGCCUAUUCGCAGCUGGCUUUGGAUAUCUACGGAGGGGCCAUGCUUAGCUCAGGAUCAGGUCCUAUUUUGCUGCGCUCCUAUUGUCUCUACGUCCUCCUGCUUGCCAUCAAUGGAGUGACCGAGUGUUUCACAUUUGCUGCCAUGAGCAAAGAGGAGGUUGACAGGUACAAUUUCACAAUGCUGGGCCUGUCAUCUUCAUUCCUGGUGUUAUCCUAUCUCCUGACCCGUUGGUGUGGCAGCGUGGGCUUCAUCUUGGCUAAUUGCUUUAACAUGGCCAUUCGGAUCACACAGAGCCUUUCCUUCAUCCACCGCUACUACCAAAAGAGCCCCCACAGGCCCUUGGCUGGCCUGUACCUGUCGCCGGUCCUCCUCGGGACAUUUGCCGUCAGUGGUGGGAUUACUGGUGUUUCAGAGGUGUUCCUCUGCUGUGAUCAGGGCUGGCCAGCCAGGCUGGCACACAUUGCUGUGGGGACCUUCUGUUUGGGAGCCACUCUUGGGACAGUGUUUCUCACAGAGACCAAGCUGAUCCACUUUCUUAGGACUCAGUUAGGUGUGUCCAGACUCGCUGACAAAAUGACAUGACCUCAGGGAUGCACUGACACCUGUGCCACCUGGACCAGCUGUGUGGUGGUUCUGUGGGUGGAACACAUUUUCUGUACAGAAGAGUGCUGCUGGGGGCACUGCAGUGGAGUGAGACCAACCAAGGCAGGUGAGACACCAGAGAGAAGCAGCAGACCAACACUUACCGGCCACUUGAAGUCUGAAAGAGGAAGAAAGAGUUCCAUUUUAAAGGAAGACCAAAAAGCUCUUUUAAAAUAGAUACAAGUAUUUUUUUCACCAUUUUGUUUGAAUCGGCAUUUUCCUUUUGAUUAAUGUAUUCCUUUUGGGUAUGAUUGAUCUUAGGAGCUACAUGCUCCAAUAAGGUAUAUCCUGGAUAUUAAUAGUUAAUAAUUAUCUGGCCCAGAAAAAGAGACAUUGCCAUUAUCCCUUCACAGGAAUAUUUAACUCAUUCUGUAAAAGAAGGAAGGAGACCUGAUGUCAUGUACCAAACAAGGACAGUGGUGGCCCUGGAGUUGUGGCUUUCCACAUGACAACACUGUGGUCUGGGUUUUUAAAGAAGGAAAAACGUUACUCAGAAAUCCAAGAGAUUAAAAUGCGAAGUCUUUCAGAUCACAUUUCCCGACUUAGCUUGGGGGAGUCAUGCUUUAUCCUCACUGCUGCGUCCCCCGGGCCAGCACAGGCUUCCCAGAGUUGGUGCAGGCUGCCUCAGGACCCCUGGCCUGGCCACCCAAAAGUGGGGGACCUUGAAGGAAACUGAUCCAUUGUGAGCUGUCCCCUAAAGGGAACACUGCUUUGCAGCUGGCUGUAACUUCUCACAUGGAGAUGGCACAGAUGACAACUCAAGUUGAAUGGAUGUAUCUUUUUUUCCUCAGAAUAAAACAGGUAAAUUUUUGUAUGGCAAGUAUCACUGAGUCAGGCCCCUCCUACUGACCCAUGACUUCCAGCACUGGUCAGUGCACCGAAAUUCCAGCCCCGGGACGAGAGCGACAGCCUGGUGGUCUGGUCCUCCAAGCUACAAUGGGAGCCCAGGUUGAGGCUCACCUACCUCAUCCAGCACCUGGCACCCAGCAGGUGAGGUCACCAGGCAUUGUUCUGAGGCCACAGAGCAUUUUUCUUCUUUCAUUAAUAUAUUAAUUCCUUUUGGAUGUAACUGAUCUUUGGAGCUAGAUGCACAAACUAUCUUGGAUGGUAAUAGUAAUCAUCUGGCCCCAGUGUUCCCAAAUUUCUAUGUUUACACUCAGAGAACAGGUUGUUCGCCUGGGCUAGUCAGGGCAACUUGUAUCAGAUGGUGGUUUAGCUAAAAUGCACACAUUAAAUCCACUGGCCCAGAGCCAAGGGGCAAAGGAUCAGGGCCCACCAGUGCUCUGAGACAAGGGCCCGGGCACCUGGACCCCUUUUUAUUCAAAGGGAGAAUACUUUGCACUAACUGGAGGGGAAGUAGCUAAAUGCAGAGUAUCACAGAGCAGUCAGAGGCCCUGCAAAAGCAGUACCUUGGUCAUGCUGUGUGAGGCAGGAUCAGGCUUUCUCAGAGGAACUGAUUAUCCCAUGUGGCAGUGCGGGUGGCACACAGAUGACAGACCUCACUCCCUCCCAUGUCCUUUUUCUCUCUCGAGUGUGCAUAAAUGGGCCUUUUGCCCUCACAAGUUCCUUCUCUGCUGCCCUUGACCCUCCCUCCCUCCUCUAGGGCCCUGUCAGCCACCCCAUGCCCACUUGACCCCACACUCAAAGCAUAGUCCUCGAACUAUCUGCCUCAGAAUCACCCAAAUUGCAAGGUAGAAAUGUAGGUUCCCAGGACCCACUCCAGACCUUUGGAGUCUGCAUCUCUGGGAGCAGGUCUCUGGGAUCAGCAUUUUUUGGCAAACUGAGGUUGGCACACCCAUCGUCCUCAUCAGCCUCAGGGCUCAGGAGCAGUUGUGCACAUGUUCACAUGUCCAGUCUCUGCUCCAGGAAGAGAGCUGCUGUCACUGACUUCCUGAGCAGCAUCACUGACUUCCCAGCUCUUCGGGAGCAGGACCACCAAGGCUUCUGCUCUGCUCUGCCACAUGGAGAGAGGCUCUGUGUCUGACAGCAAGUGCUUGUUCUCUCGUCUCUCAUCCGUCUGCCUGCAGUCUGCCUGGCGCUGCUGCCAGCACAGGACUGCCGCAGUCAGGGCCAGCUCCUCUUGAAAGAUGGCCAGCUGGGAUGGUGGCCCAGGGCUCCUUCCCGUGUCCUACUUCCCUGUUUAUAGGAGGAGUAGUGCCCACAGCCGGAUGGUUGGGGGAAGUGGCUGUUUUCCCAUUACCAGCUCCUGCUCCUGUGCUGUCGGCACUGGCAGCAGGCCCUUUGCAGUUCUCCGAGGACCUCUACCUCCGCCCCCUGGCCGCCUCCCUGAAGUGCAGUUGGGCCUGACCACUGCCUCUGGUGCUUCCCCCUGCUGGCCCCCUAGAGCGACACUGUGCCUCAUGGUGCUUGCUUACACGCAUGCUGAGCUGCCUCACUUUACCCCAGAAGGAUUUUUGGUGGGAAUCACCCUUUUCCUUUAAGUACCGCUUAAAAUAUAGCGAGGCUGCUUCUCCAAGGAAACAAGUCUCUAAAGCACGUCCUUCACGAAGAAGCCUUUGCUGGUGAGAAUAACAGUAUUUCUUCUUUCUGUGCUGCUCUGGCCACACACAUGUGAUGGUGACUUCAAGUGUGGGCUGUCACAUCCCUCCGAGAGGGGCUGUUGCUGCUGCUGCUGCGCUGCUCACCACUUCCUCAGCACGGACUCCUGGCUCUGGAAGCUCCCUGCGCUCGCCAGCCUAACCCUAGCAGGGCACCUCCUCCUGUCUUUUUUCUUUAAUUAUGUAUUCAUGUUGCUAAUUUCAUGUCAAUUCCCUGAUUUUAAAAUGAAUAAAUCACUUUCUUCCUA
Equus caballus (horse) is the source of this 4547-nucleotide messenger RNA. RefSeq names its product RFT1 homolog (gene RFT1). The record is from RefSeq and is a predicted model, not a curated record. Gene Ontology annotation, biological process: dolichol-linked oligosaccharide biosynthetic process; glycolipid translocation. Lineage: Eukaryota; Metazoa; Chordata; Mammalia; Perissodactyla; Equidae. Gene Ontology annotation, cellular component: endoplasmic reticulum membrane.